Messenger RNA from Stereum hirsutum FP-91666 SS1, 2487 nucleotides. RefSeq names its product PLP-dependent transferase. Bases 1 to 2487 code for a protein of 828 amino acids. The transcript has 6 exons. Gene Ontology annotation, biological process: molybdopterin cofactor metabolic process. NCBI's taxonomy places the organism in Eukaryota, Fungi, Basidiomycota, Agaricomycetes, Russulales, Stereaceae. The record is from RefSeq and is a predicted model, not a curated record. Gene Ontology annotation, molecular function: molybdenum cofactor sulfurtransferase activity.
AUGGGCAACUCCCACUCCCGCAAGUCCACCUACCAGCCUACCCACUCCGACGUCGACGAGGUCGAUGUCAAGAGCCGUAGCUCCCGUUCGCUCAAACACUCGCGCUCCGUGCCCGGCUUCCGCAGACCCACCGUCGUCAACACCAACACGCGCACCCUUUCUCAAGCACAGACCGACACGUUCUCCGACGCGUCAUGGUCCUCCAUCGGACACCCUCUCUCCGAAAAAGCAGCGCCAUCGCACAUCCAACAAGUCCAAGUCCCGUACCCUCCCCACCACCACCACCACCAACACCAACAACCACCAUAUCCGUACCAAUACCAAUACCAGAACCAAUAUCCGUACCAGUGUCAGUAUCAACAUCACGCGUGUGGGCCACCCGUUCCUCCUGGGUUACAUCACGCCACGACCGCCCCGCCGUCUUCGACCCAUGGCCAGUUCUAUACACAUUCGAACCUUACGAACUCGUACAUCCCACCUCCCACCGCAGGCCUCAUCCUCCCCGCUCCUUCUCUUCCCAUCCCAUACCCACUCGACUCCGCCACCCAGCACCACUCAGCGUCAGAAAACGCCGCCUACGCUUGUUUUCUGUCUAAUUAUCCGGAGUAUAACCUCACAUGGACGCUCGACGCGCUCCGGAGGUCAGAGUACGCUCGUAUCGACGGAGGUGGUGGUGGUGGUGAGAUUGGAGGAGGGAAGGAGAGGGAGACGUAUGUGGAUUAUAUGGGCGGGGCUCUUUAUCCUGAGAGUCUCGUCAAUGUCCAUGCGGAGUUCUUGAAGAGCUGUGUGUUGGGGAAUACGCAUUCGGAGAGCAAUAGCUCCCUCCUCUCCUCCUCCCUAACCUCCCAAGCCCGCUCCUCCGUCCUCUCCUUCUUCAACGCGCCCCCAGGCUCGACCGUCAUAUUCACCUCCAACGCCUCCACCGCACUCAAACUCGUCGGCGAAUCCUUCCCGUUUACGAGCGGGAGCAGUUAUGUCCUGCCGGAGGACGCGCAUAAUAGUGUGCAUGGGAUUAGGGAGUUCGCGAGGAGGAGGGGGGCGAGGGUGGGGUAUGUGAGGGCGGGGCGGAGGGGAGGGGUUAGAGAGGAGGGGGUUAAGGAAGUUCUCCUCGCACAUCGACCGAUCUCGACCUCUUCAUCUGAGCCUUCACAACCCGCACAACCCGCACAACCACCACCACCCUCCCUCCUAGCCCUAACCGCCCUCUCCAACAUCUCAAACUCUAAACUCUCGCCGGCGUCGCUCGCUCGGUUGGCAGACUAUGCGCGCGAAUUAGGGUAUACGACUCUGUUGGACGCGGCUGCGUUGGCGCCGACGGGGAGUUUGGAUCUGAGUGUCGUGAAGGUGGACGCUGUCGCUAUCUCAUUCUACAAAAUGUUCGGCUGGCCGACCGGCGUCGGCGCGCUCAUCCUCCGUCCGGGCGUUGGCGAGUGGUUGAGGAAGAGUAGAGUUUGGUUCGCGGGGGGGACGGUGGGGGUUGUGCAGGUGCCGGGGGUGGUGAGGGGUUGGAGUGGGAGAGUUGAGGAGAGUUUUGAGGAUGGAACGAUCAAUUACCUCCUCCUUCCCUCAAUCACGACAGGUCUUCGCUUUCUGUCCGCGUACAUGCCGUUCUUACCUAUACGCAUGGCGGCGCUCACGCAUUAUCUCGCGACGGAGCUCGAGGGGGUGACUUAUCCUAACUCGGAGUUCAAAGCGUGUAGGGUCCUGUCCAAGGUCCCGGGCGAGGAGACGGGGAAGAGGCCAAGGAAAGUGGGGGAGGUGGCGGAUGCGGGAAGUGUGAUUUCGUGUUUGUUUUAUGAUUCCACCGGCACGCAGAUCCCCAACUCCAUCAUAUCCACGCUCGCUGCCACGGCACAUAUCUCCCUUCGUACGGGAUGCAUGUGUAACCCCGGUGGAGCCGCUGCGCUUCUCGAACUACAGCCGCUCAUGGCGAGGUUACAUACAAUUCCGGGGAUGCUCGAUGCUGAUGGAACGAAUGAACGACGAGACAGCGACUGCACCAACAACAACACCAAUGCAUGUCACAAUAGCACGACCUCGGAACGACCAGCCGACCACGGUGCGAAACCAGGAUCGGAACCCUCGAAGAUGGAAGAGCUGUUAGCCGAAGGAGGGGCGACGCUCGCGAAGUUGGAGGAAGAGGCGGGGAGAGAGCUGGGCGUGGUGAGGAUCAGUCUUGGGUUGGGGAGCGAUUGGAGCGAUUGUUGGAGGAUUUUGGAGUGGGUUAGGAGGGACGUUUUGGAGGUUGGGACUGGAAGCGGGCUCGGGAGAGGGAGGGGAGGGGACGAGAGUAGGGGGAGUUGGAGUGAGGGGAGUAGUAGGGAUAGUGGAAUUGAGGUCGAAAGGCGCGGGAAGUCAGAUAGGGGGAGGAAGGUGACGGCGAAGGAGGUGAGGAGGGAGGUGAAGAAGGCGAGGAGUAUGUAUGUCGAUUCGCAGGGGAUAUGGAAGGAGACUAGGGAGAUACAGCAGGUGGGGAGGGCUUUGUGA